AUGCUGGAGCCGGCAACGUGGCACGGCAAUGCUGUGCCGAAGAGCAAAUGCGGCACUCGUUCAAACAGCCAGUGCCUCAAAAGGUUGACAUACCUUCGUUUGAGCAGCCUUGGCCGUGGUUCCUGCGAACCUAGACCUCCCAGGUUGAGCCUUCUCAUACGUCGCGAUGCUGGGCUUGAGGAUCCACCAAGGACGUCGGAAGGCAUGGAUCACAUUUUGCAAACGAUGGAGGUUGCAUGGCGACAAGUGAACACUGCUCGUGGCAGCACUGUCAAGUUGGCCAACCCAGAGCACAAUUUGCUGGUGAGCUUGGAAUGCGCGAGGGACUUCAUGCUGGGCCUUCUUACAGAGCCGGACCCUGGACGGCAACGCCUGGCAGAGAUUUUUGGAGGUGAUUGCAGCAGAAUUGCGCGAGUCAGGGCAAUUCUGGAUGGUGCGACUCUUUCUCAUAGAAAUUGCACCGACGAUCGCAUCUCAUCUUGCAUGAGCGCCGCGAAAACGGUAGAAGCUGUGCUGAAGAAGGACUGUGGUGUUGGUCGGCGGUUGUCGGAGGCCCAGCAGAAAGAGCUGACACGACUGCGUGAGCGACAGAGUCGGUUCCAAGCCAGACAUCUGCGUGGCGAGUUUUCGCCAUUGAGCAAGAAUGGAAGCCCAUCGCAGUCCAGGUCGUCGUGGUUCGGAUUUGAAGCAGAAACAACCGGAUCAGCAGACGAUGCACUACCUCCAAGACCGCGCGCCGGUUCUGCACCCUCACUGCGCAGUGAACUGGGGCAGUCAGUCUCCUCGUUCCACCAAAGCUGGCAGGCUCUGCGCGAUCACUGGGAAUCGGGGAACCUCUUCCGCAACCCCUGGGCGAUUUCGUCAACGGAUGACGGGUGCAAAGGAGGACGAGACAGUUCUGCGACAUGCUCACGUCGCAGCACAUUGGAGGCAGCCGAGCCAACGGCGGGUGCAGACAGCUGGUCUGGCUUGGACUUGGUGGCGGAUCCAACACUUGAUGAUGCAGACCCGUGCGAGGCACCAGGCGACCAAAGCUCCAAAGAAGACCCCUGCAUUUCGGAAUUCAAGAACGAGGCGAUGCCCACCACAGACUUCUGCAAGAAUGAUUCACUAGGAGGAAGAAUCAUUUGUCCGUUGUUAAUUCCAAAGCUCAUUGACAAGUUCGUGUUGGUGGACGAGUCCCAAACGGCAACCGGUUCUGCUUAUGCAGAAAAAGAUAGAUCGAAAAGUGCCGAGGAGCCUAGCGUUAAGCCGAGUGAGACCCCGUCAACGUGGGUCGAAGACGAGCCGGAUGCUGUGGCAGUUGGCUCGACUGAUUGGGACGAAACUGUCAAAGAUGGAGCUGUCAGCACAACUUCGGACACGCCCCGGGCGCAGAGUCUCGACAAGCCGCGAAGCUUUGAAAGCGCAUCCUGCAAAUCUGCCGGAGUCCACCUCGACUCAUUGGGAAUGGAAGAUGUGACGCUGGAGAGUCCGCUAUUCGGAGAAGUUGGGGAGCAAUCUGCCGAAGGGGAUCCUGGAGCUAGCCCCGCACCUGCUCGCUUGGACUUCGCGCCUCCGCACAGCGACGUGGCCAAAACCGCGGCAGCUGCAGAAGAGACUGGCGGCAUCUCCACCGAGUCCAACGACCGUCCUGCGCCCGGUUCCUUCAAGCAGACGUCGGAAUGCGACAGUCUGCAGCGUUUGCUGCCGGCAGAACCUGAUGCAGAUUGGCGCCAGGUUGGCCAGGAUGCCAUGGAAGCUGGCGCUCCCAACGCCGAAACUGGCCGGUCUCAGAGUGAGACCCCGUCAACAUGGGUCGAAGACGAGCCGGAUGCUGUGGCAGUUGGCUCGACUGAUUGGGACGAAACUGUCAAAGAUGGAGCUGUCAGCGCAACUUCGGAGACACCCCGGGCGCAGAGUCUCGACAAGCCGCGAAGCUUUGAAAGCGCAUCCUGCAAAUCAGCCAGAGUCCACCUCGACUCACUGGGAAUGGAAGAUGUGACGCUGGAGAGUCCACUAUUCGGAGAAGUUGGGGAGCAAUCUGCCGAAGGGGAUCCUGGAGCUAGCCCCGCACCUGCUCGCUUGGACUUCGCGCCUCCGCACAUCGACGUGGCCAAAACGACGGCAGCUGCAGAAGAGACUGGCGGCAGCCUCUCCACCAAGCCAGAUGGGCGCCCUGAGGGCGGCCCCGCGAAGGGAGUGGAGCUGCAACUCGGUGUAAGCGCCAGCAUGAAAGAGGUGUGA
Symbiodinium necroappetens is the source of this 2226-nucleotide messenger RNA. The record is from the annotation of a GenBank genome assembly. NCBI's taxonomy places the organism in Eukaryota, Dinophyceae, Suessiales, Symbiodiniaceae.